AUGCGAGUGGAGGGUGCAAACAGGGUCGGAGUGGCGGAGGUAUGGCGGUUCGCGGGGCGAGCAGGUGUUAGGGCUCUUUCGCAGGUCGCUGUGGCUCUGAGAUGUGUGGGAGAUGUGGACGUGUCGCUGCGGGAGGUGGGAAGGUCACGGAGUGAUCUAGGUUUUCGUGGAAUCACGGGGUUGAUGGUACAUUGGCAUUGGGCGCUAUGGGGCGAGGAUCGGAUUUGCGAAGUCGAGAGGGUGCGGGUCCCUUAUGACCCCUUUCAUUGGUUGGUGCUCGUGCUGGCAACCGGGUUGGAGUGUAAGUUUAGAGGGUUGCAUCAGGAGUACGAGGUAUUGCUACGAAGCGGGCGGGUCUCCGUGUCUCUCAUAAUGAAUGAGGCCAGGAAUCGGAAGGAGAGAACGGAGAGGCAACGUCCCCUAGGCGACAUUAACAGACGCGCCAUGGCGAGGCCGCCAUUGUCUCCGGCGGUGGAGAUCCCCGUGAAGCGGCCCUCAAGGGCUUGUUCUUCGCGACGACGGCUCUCGAACUCGUCGGAUGGCGGGGGUUUUGUUUCGUCGCCCACCCCUCCCCUGCCGAGAACGUCGUCGAAGGUGUCGAAUGAGAGAAGCUUUUCGGCUGAACUGCCUCCUUCCCGAGCGAGUGCGAGCCGGACGGGCGUGAGGGCGGUAUCGCUUGCAUUGGAUUCGACAAUGUCUCCAGAGCGGAUGGAGCUUCGGGGGCUGUGGGAGAUGGCCGCCGUGAUGAACUUUUUCUGCGUAUUUCGGCCCAUUAUCAAUAACUUGCCGGAGUUCACAAUGGACGAGCUGGAGUCCGCGAUGCUGUUUCCGAAUUCGACAUUAGACACGAUUCACGUGGUGAUGUUGAAGGGGGUCCCACCUGCAGCCAGAGUUCCUCUUCGAGGCGAUACGUGGCCGACCGUUCUGAGCAAGAAGUUCAAGGAUUGGUGGUGGAGGGUAGCCGAAGGUCCGUGUCCUCUGUUACCGUGCCAAGGAGCGGAGCUGGCGACCUACAUGGAUUUGGACCCUCCGACUCGCGUGAGAGUGCUGCUGGCGCUGUGCGAGAUGCGCGUGGAGCAAGAGGAUGCUCGUUUCUACAUUGAUGACUCAGUGAAACGGAGCCAAAUGGCGGAGGUGCGGAAGGAGCGGGCUGGUUGCGGGGCGGAAGGAACGACAUUUUGGCUGGAGGAGGAUGAGAUGCUGGGGCAGAGACUGUACAGGGAGGGACAGGCGAUAAUGCCGCAGCCACCGUCGAAGAAUAAGGCCAGGGGUUGGGGCAGGGGCAGAAACGUGCCACCUCCAGAUCCAGGGAGCUGGGAGACUUGCGCGACGAAUUUCGAGGAGUUCCAGGAAGUAUCGAGUCGGCUGUUGGAGAGUCGGAAUCGAUUGGAAGCGGCGAUGGGAAAGAAGCUGAUGCAGAGUCUGAUGCCCCAAUUGGAAGAGAUUCAAAAGAAGAAGGACCGGCUGGUGAAGAAGCAGCAGCGGGAGGCGGUGCUUCUGGACAACAUGUUGGCAGGGAAUGGGCUUGCAGCAGGAAGGUCACGCAGGGAGCGGAAACCGGUGACGUAUACGUUCGAUGAAUUCGAUCGUUCUAUCAACGAGGCGAUCAAGUUCACAAAGAAGGGCGUGUCCGACACUUCGUUGAGGCGGGAAAGCCUGCGAUUUGGCAAUGGCGUGAACGUGGCGGGCCAUUUUGGGAAGGAGCGGAAUGGUAAUGCCGCAUAUGGUCAUGGCGGGUAUGCUAACGGGGUUGGUGCGGUUAGACGAUCGUCACGCAAUGCGCAGUCACAUCCCGGAGUAGAGUUUGGGGCGGAGGAUGAGGGCGGGGUUGCAGGUUCGGAACCGCAUCUGGUGGAGGCUGACCUGGGGUUUAGCGACGAUGAGAUAGAAGGAGAGGUCGUGUAUCACGACGAUUACCUGGCUGCCAGGCAACACAAAGAGAGGAGCUAUUCCUCGGAGAGAGGCGAGAGCUUGAGAGGACAUGACCAGGAUGAUGUCGAUUUUGAUGAGGUUGGAGAGAAAGAUGGCGAGGAAAGUGAGGAUUACGGAGGUGGUAGCGGUAGCGGAGGCGAUAGCGAUGGGAACGAGGAGCGCGUGAAGAAACGGCAAAGGCGAGGUCCGAAGGUGAGGCUAGUGAACGACCUUUCUCGAGAAGGUGCAUACCGAAACGCCAGACCUGUUCCUGAUCGGGAUGGAGGUGGGGGUCGGGGUAGCGAGGAAGAGGCUAGUGAUUCAGACGAGCGGAUCGUGAGAGACACGCAACAGCGGCUACGGGUGGGCGAAGGAGCGAGAACGGGGAGCGAUGGUCGAGGCGUAGGUGGUACCCUCACGGAGAGAGGUGACGCAGGGUUUGAGGAGGCAAGCGAGGCAAGUGGCAGUGGGUGCAGUUCCCAAAUGCGGAAUGGUAAAGGUGGGGACAUGUUCCAAGAAGAGAGGAAGAGGGGCCACGCAUCUUCGAUGGGUGACGACGCUCAGUCCGUAGGGCACUCCAGGGAACAGUCGGCAGAAUAUUCAGCACGAUCGGGGUCCGGGGAGGAUCAGCAAGAAGCAGGGUCUGUAGAUUUCGACGAGGAGGAAGGCAUGGGCCAGGAAGUGGAGAGCAGUAAAGGUACGGGGAGACGAAGGCAGCUGCUCGAUUUGAACGAGGUUGCCACGGCGGCCCGCGGAAGCAGUCCUGUGUCGGACAAUGGGGAGAGUGAACAUUCGGACGACGAAGGGGAAGACGGGCAUGGUGACGAGAUGCAUAGAUGUUUGUGUUCUGGAACGCCGUUGACAGCACUCGGCACUAAGUAUAUUCUGCACACGGCUGUAUCUUUCAGUUGUACUGAUGGUGAGGAAGGUGUGGUGUUGUCAGCAAGUGAUGAUCGGUUCAAAUGUAUGCGUGUGUGCCAUCGAGUUGGGGUCAAUUCACUGUUGUUCAGAGACGAAGACACCGCUUCACCAAGGUCCUUUGGAUAG
Physcomitrium patens is the source of this 2958-nucleotide messenger RNA. The record is from RefSeq and is a predicted model, not a curated record. NCBI's taxonomy places the organism in Eukaryota, Viridiplantae, Streptophyta, Bryopsida, Funariales, Funariaceae.